AUGUCAACAUCAGAAGGGGCUGCUAACGGCGUUCCAAACGCCGGAAUUAUUGAUACCCAGAGGCAGCAGCCUCCCGGAAACGGGGUUUUAGCAGUGAAAAAGCCACCGGCUAAGGAUCGACAUAGCAAGGUAGAUGGUCGUGGCCGCCGUAUCCGCAUGCCGAUCAUAUGCGCCGCCAGGGUAUUCCAGCUUACUCGUGAGCUUGGCCAUAAGUCUGAUGGUCAGACCAUCGAGUGGCUCCUUCGUCAAGCUGAACCCUCGAUUAUUGCCGCCACCGGCACUGGGACGACUCCGGCCAGCUUCUCUACAGUUUCGGUUGCUGUUCGGAAUUCCAAUAAUUCGUCGCUUUCAGCAGCACUUGACCAGAAAUCCUCGUCGCAGCAUCACCAGCACUUAAUCUCUCCGACUCCUUUUAUACUCGGGAAACGGCUCCGGUCAGAAGAAGUCGGUCUAGACGGAGGAGGAAAAGAGGAUAACAUGUCUUCAGCUACCGUUGUUAGCGCCGCCGCGGGUGGAGGGUUCUGGGCACUGCCAGCCAGGCCUGAUUUUGGCCAGGUGUGGAGUUUUGCUGCGGCGCCACAGGAGAUGGUGGUGUCAUCACCUACUGCCCUGGCAUCGCAGCAAGGGAGGUUCAUCCACAAUCAACAGCCAAUGGGCGAGGCGUCGGCUGCUAGGGUUGGGAACUACCUUCCGAUGACCCAAGGACACUUGAAUUUGCUUGCGUCAUUAUCCGGCCCUCCGCCACAAUCCUCCGGUAGAAAAGACGACGAUACUCGCUGA
This is a messenger RNA of Lactuca virosa, 780 nucleotides long. NCBI's taxonomy places the organism in Eukaryota, Viridiplantae, Streptophyta, Magnoliopsida, Asterales, Asteraceae. The record is from the annotation of a GenBank genome assembly.